UGAUUGUUGUUCGAUCUCGACUUCAAACUAUCUAAAUCAAUGUACCUUUAAGGGCUACAAGCGAGCUUUAUUUGUAUAGACCACUCAUAUCAACGGAAAUCGCUUAGAAUCUCGUGCCACCGUCUCCUCACCGAGUGUUCUCCCGGACCCAAUUUGGUCUGUAUCCACAAAGAGGCACUCGUGUCUCGCACUCUUCUCCCACACACGCGUACAAGCACGACAUUUGUUGGUUAACGACAACGAAGAAGUUAUAUAGUGACUUUGCGGUUGCUCGUCGGUUCGCUCUCGCAUUCCCAGGGAGUCCUCCAUGAUAGAUAGUCUAUUUCCACGGUAGGAAACCAAGAAUGCCUUUAUAUGCGGACGGAUGGGAGCUGCUUCAUCCUCAUACUAAAAAUGAGUAGCAGCUCCAUGACUUUGGACCUCACGGUCGGCGCCAUUAUCGUCAGCUCUUUCUUUUCAUUCUUAACUAUGGGUAUCGUUUGCGUCACGGCCUUCUAUUACGUGGUCAACUUCCCGAACGACGCACUACCCAUUAAGCUGAUUGUCUUGGCUAACGUUAUCCUUUGUAUCGCUGGAACGAUCACUGAUGGGGUGUGGUGUUAUGAUUGGGCGGUGACAAACUAUGGAAAUCCUGCCUCAAUGGCCAUCCUACCGAUUCCCGCCAUCAUUGAGAUAUUCUUCGUUGGGUUCACAUCCCUACUUGUGCAGUGUUUCUACUCGUGGAGGCUAUGGGUGAUCACGCAUAAGCGCAACCAUUGGCUUUCUGUAGCCAUCUGCAUCCUAUCAGUCACCCAAAUGUCUGUGAUUAUCUGGGUUGUCUCCUACUGGGCAAACCAUCGGCUAAUGGCUGAUAUCGGGGGAGUCAUGCCUGUUGCCUACAUUUGGUUGGCCAGUUCCAUAGCUGCCGAUUUGCUCAUUACGGUAGGGAUGAGCUGGUAUCUGAAGUGGAAGCUUCCUCCAAGCAUAUUCUCCUCCACGUUCAAUCAAAUCAUAUCCCGAACAGUUCAAGCUAACGUACUCUCUCUCAUCAGCCAAGUCCUGACUUUUGCAUUCUAUAAAGCCGACAUUGGUCUUUAUUUCUUCCUCGUUGACUUUACAAUUGUCAAGGUGUACACAUUUUCGCUUCUUUGUUCAUUAAACGGUCGCGACAGAAAUACUCCCGUACAAACUCGGCCCAGGGCCGAUUCGGAAGUUCUGACCCUCGGAAUUAUGGCUGCAGGUACUACAAGCAGGUCGUCCCCUACUAUGCAUUGGCCGGUCAAGAAGGAUGAUUCAAGUGUGGGAGAAUGCUGAUAAGAGUUAUAUGCGGACGAAUUUUGCGAGUCGCUUGUCAUGAGUAUAGCUGAUGAGACCAGCACCAUGACGAGGAUUUUUCCAUGCCAUAAAUUUUAAUUUCUCAUGUACCAAAAUAUCACAUUGUAACAUAAGGUAAACAUCGGGGCGGGAGCACAGAAAAUAAAGCAUUACACAAUUAUGUACACUUGAAUGUUCAGCAAA
Guyanagaster necrorhizus is the source of this 1497-nucleotide messenger RNA. RefSeq lists its product as uncharacterized. The coding region runs from base 355 to 1293 and encodes 312 amino acids. The transcript is spliced from 14 exons. NCBI's taxonomy places the organism in Eukaryota, Fungi, Basidiomycota, Agaricomycetes, Agaricales, Physalacriaceae. The record is from RefSeq and is a predicted model, not a curated record.